AAUUCUUUUCAACAAUGUAUGGAGGCCAUAUUUUCGGGUGAAGUUUCUGUCAAUUACAAACCCUGUAGUUUAUAAUUUAUUUUAAGUAUCUUAUUCGAUGAAAUAAUAUACAACAUUCCAAUAUCUAUUACUUUUAAAAACUGUUUAGUAUCAAUUUAAGAUGGAAGAAAAGUCAGCGCUAAAAGAAUUGGAUUCCUGGAUUGAGCAGCUCAAUGAAUGCAAGCAGUUAACCGAAAAUCAAGUGAAAACUCUCUGCGAAAAGGCUAAAGAAAUUCUUGCUAAGGAAUCGAAUGUUCAGGAAGUUAAAUGUCCGGUAACAGUUUGUGGCGAUGUUCAUGGCCAAUUUCAUGAUUUAAUGGAAUUAUUUAGAAUUGGUGGAAAAUCUCCAGAUACCAAUUAUCUGUUUAUGGGUGAUUAUGUUGAUAGAGGAUAUUAUUCAGUUGAGACUGUGACAUUGCUUGUUGCUCUCAAGGUGCGUUAUAGAGAAAGAAUAACUAUUCUCAGAGGCAAUCAUGAAAGCCGUCAAAUCACCCAAGUAUAUGGGUUUUAUGAUGAAUGUCUUCGAAAAUAUGGAAAUGCGAAUGUUUGGAAAUAUUUUACGGAUUUGUUUGAUUAUUUACCAUUAACUGCAUUAGUGGAUGGCCAGAUUUUCUGUUUGCAUGGUGGACUUUCACCAUCAAUCGAUACCUUAGAUCACAUCAGAGCUCUUGAUCGUCUUCAAGAAGUUCCUCAUGAGGGUCCAAUGUGUGAUUUGUUGUGGUCAGAUCCAGAUGAUAGAGGUGGCUGGGGUAUUUCUCCUCGUGGAGCUGGUUAUACCUUUGGCCAAGAUAUAUCUGAAACUUUCAAUCACAGUAAUGGAUUAACCUUAGUUGCUAGAGCACAUCAGUUAGUGAUGGAGGGCUAUAAUUGGUGUCAUGAUAGAAAUGUUGUUACUAUAUUCAGUGCACCAAAUUAUUGCUACCGUUGUGGCAAUCAAGCUGCUAUCAUGGAAUUAGACGAUGCACUAAAAUAUUCGUUUCUUCAAUUUGAUCCAGCACCUAGAAGAGGAGAGCCCCAUGUCACACGACGUACUCCAGACUAUUUUCUGUAAAAAAAGAAAACCAGUGAACUAUUUCAUUGUUGUACUACCUAGAUUCUGGAUAACUUUUUAUCGGCUGCAGGAGUGCAAAUUUGUCAUACAUUUCAGAACACAAUGCAUUUCUUGCUGUUAAUGUUUGUGGCCCAAUUUUUGUGUCAUCUAAUUUUUGUGCAACACUAUGGAGUAGAAAUCUAUUUAACUGUAGCAGAAACUUUCAAUGUAUAAAGUCUGAUUGAACUUUUUUUUAUAUAACCAUGAUAUCUCCAUUUUUAUUAUCACUUCUGGCAUCCAGUGUGAAAUAGUUGUGCUUAAUGAGUUACUACUUAUUGUUCUAUAUGCAUUACAGUUUGCAGCAUGAUUAUUUUGUUUCAUUAAAGAGAAAUAAUUUUGUGUUCUGUGGUUGGCAGUAUCAACUUGGAACCCUUAACAAUCCAUGUAGCUCUGGUAUGCAUCUUAUAAUCUAGUGUGAAUGCCUAUUUUGAUGUAAGUUUUAAGUACACAGAAAUUUAGUAUUUUCAUGCCCAAAAGUCCUUUAACCGUGUUGAUUAUUAUUGCUGGUAUCAAGCCAUUUCAUAUGGUAAAAGUGGACCUUUUUAUUUCUGUACUCUCUGGUUUAAAAUUGCCAUGUACAGUUGAUAAUAAAAACUCAUAUUGUUC
This is a messenger RNA of Argiope bruennichi, 1735 nucleotides long. RefSeq names its product serine/threonine-protein phosphatase 2A catalytic subunit beta isoform (gene mts). The record is from RefSeq and is a predicted model, not a curated record. The transcript has 7 exons. Lineage: Eukaryota; Metazoa; Arthropoda; Arachnida; Araneae; Araneidae. Gene Ontology annotation, biological process: mitotic cell cycle; peptidyl-serine dephosphorylation. Bases 161 to 1090 code for a protein of 309 amino acids. Gene Ontology annotation, cellular component: cytosol. Gene Ontology annotation, molecular function: protein serine/threonine phosphatase activity.